Gossypium raimondii (Peruvian cotton) is the source of this 359-nucleotide messenger RNA. RefSeq lists its product as uncharacterized. The coding region runs from base 58 to 321 and encodes 87 amino acids. The transcript is spliced from 3 exons. The record is from RefSeq and is a predicted model, not a curated record. NCBI's taxonomy places the organism in Eukaryota, Viridiplantae, Streptophyta, Magnoliopsida, Malvales, Malvaceae.
GCAAUAAUUGAAUACCAAGUUGAUCUUACUAGGUGGAAAGCUAACUAGAAAGCAGCCAUGGAUGUUGAUUCGCAACCAACUAUGGAGGAAACCAUAUUGGUUGGUGAUGACCUAAUGAUGGGGCCACCAUCUCCUGUCAUCCCACAAGAAAUCGCAUCUCAUGUGCUUGAAGGUGUCGAGUUAUGUGAUGGGAUCUUACGGAAUUUAUUUUUGUGUCUGCAGAUUAAUGAUAUCGAGCCUUUCUGUCAAGAUGAGCUGGCAUUAUAUAGACAAUGUGCUGAAAAGAGGGUAAGGUUUCUAAUGGUUAUUCCUGUUGCAUGAAUAAGUACAUCGAAUUAGCUUUCUUGAGUUUCUUAAAA